This is a messenger RNA of Stegodyphus dumicola, 1194 nucleotides long. RefSeq names its product phenoloxidase-activating factor 2-like. Gene Ontology annotation, molecular function: serine-type endopeptidase activity. Lineage: Eukaryota; Metazoa; Arthropoda; Arachnida; Araneae; Eresidae. The record is from RefSeq and is a predicted model, not a curated record. Gene Ontology annotation, biological process: proteolysis.
GAUGAAAAAUAUGUUCCUCCUGAAUGUGGCCCCUAUCAUGUCUGCUGUCGUAACCCAGAAUCAUCCACGAGUCGCCCGUAUGAACAUAGGUGUGGCACCAGAAAUCCAGGAGGUAUCAAUGGCAGAAUUCUUUCUCCCCAUGCGACAGGUGAAGCAGAGUUCGGAGAAUGGCCAUGGCAGGCAGCAGUUUUAAAGAAGGACAAUGGAGAAUUUAUAUUCAAAUGUGGGGGAACUCUCAUUGAUGAGAGGCAUGUUCUUACAGUUGCUCAUUGCGUUUCGGAAUUUUUAGGUAAUGAAACUACGUUAAUUGUUCGACUUGGAGAAUGGGACACACAAAAUACCGAUGAAUUUCUUCCUCAUGAAGACUAUGACGUAUCAGAGAUCAUGAUUCAUCCUCAGUAUCGUUCGAAUAAUCUAUUCAACGACAUUGCAAUUCUGAAACUCAAUCGUGAUGUAGUCUUCAGACCCCACAUUGAUACUGCUUGCCUCCCAAGAGAUGAGGAUGACUUUACUGGUCAAGACUGUAUUGUUACGGGAUGGGGCACCAAUGCCUACAAAAGUGGUAGCUUUUCUAUGAUCAUGAAGGAAGUAUCAGUACCUGUUUUAGGGCACGCAGAAUGUCAGGAAAAGCUGCGCAGAACUAGGCUGGGCCGUUACUUUAAAUUACACGCUGGGUUCUUAUGUGCUGGUGGGAAAGAAGGCCAAGACUCCUGCAAAGGAGAUGGAGGAGGUCCGCUAGUUUGUUUCAGAUCUGACAAUUCCUACACUGUAUCCGGGUUGGUGUCCUGGGGAUUGGAUUGUGGACACGCGGAUGUUCCAGGAGUAUAUGUAAAUGUUAGGAAGUACAUUAAUUGGAUCACUUCUAAAACUGGAAAACCAUUACAGGACUACUGGAGUACGCCUUUGUAAAAACUAUUGUUGAAUGUAGGAGAAACAGAAUAGAAAUCAUUUUUUAAAAAAGUCAUUCUGUAGAUGUGGUAGUACGUCAUUAAUCCUUCUGGUACUGAAGUCAAUGAAUUUAAGAAUUACGGAAAUAGGCAGUAUGCGUACAAUAUAAACUUACUAAGGCAGCGAGACAAGAUGAUUAGUCCUACUUAUUAGUCUAAUAGUAAGUAGAAAAGAAAAUAUAAGGCAAAGAACUAAAAUCAUUAAUUGUGUACAAUAAAAUGUAAUAUAAAAAUUGGUAACAAUUUG